Molecule: messenger RNA, 3270 nt
Organism: Neomonachus schauinslandi (Hawaiian monk seal)
Lineage: Eukaryota; Metazoa; Chordata; Mammalia; Carnivora; Phocidae
Gene: LRCH1
Product: leucine rich repeats and calponin homology domain containing 1
Exons: 19
Coding region: 243-2342 (699 amino acids)
Molecular function (GO): protein binding
Source: RefSeq, a predicted model, not a curated record
CGCCGCCGCCGCCGCAGUCCUUAGCUUCCCGGGGACAGGAAACCUUCGAGACCGAGCUGCCACUGCCGCCUCCCCGACUGCCCCCCAUUCCGCGCGCCUGCCACACCCUCCUCCCCUUCUUCCAGUAUCUUCCGGUGGGGCACUGCAGGGACUCGGCCCGCGCUGCAGUCUCCCCCUCCCGGGGGAAAGCUGUGACCCCCCCCGCAGGAGCGGCGGGGCGGGGUGGGGGGGCCUGGGAGAAGAUGGCGACGCCGGGAAGCGAACCCCAACCUUUCGUCCCUGCCCUCUCGGUGGCUACUCUGCACCCACAUCACCAUCCCCACCACCACCACCACCACCAUCAGCACCACGGAGGAACCGGAGCCAGCAGCGGGGUCGGGGGAGGCGGCGGCGGCGGCGGCAGCGGGGGCUUCAACCUGCCCUUGAACCGGGGGCUGGAGCGCGCGCUGGAGGAAGCGGCCAAUUCCGGGGGGUUGAACCUCAGCGCCAGGAAAUUGAAGGAAUUUCCCAGGACCGCGGCCCCAGGGCACGACCUCUCGGACACGGUGCAGGCAGAUUUAUCUAAAAACAGACUGGUCGAAGUCCCAAUGGAAUUGUGCCAUUUUGUAUCACUGGAAAUUCUUAAUCUGUAUCAUAAUUGCAUCAGAGUCAUUCCUGAGGCCAUCAUUAAUCUGCAGAUGCUGACUUACUUAAACUUGAGUCGAAAUCAGCUGUCUGCCCUGCCUGCCUGCCUGUGUGGUCUGCCUCUCAAAGUCUUAAUCGCAAGUAACAACAAACUUGGAUCGCUGCCAGAAGAGAUAGGUCAGCUCAAACAGUUGAUGGAGUUGGACGUCAGCUGCAACGAGAUCACGGCCUUGCCCCAGCAGAUAGGUCAGUUGAAAUCUCUACGGGAACUGAAUGUCAGAAGAAAUUACCUUAAAGUUUUACCACAAGAACUAGUAGAUCUUCCCUUGGUAAAGUUUGACUUUUCCUGCAAUAAAGUGCUCGUGAUUCCCAUUUGUUUUAGACAGAUGAAACAGCUGCAAGUAUUACUACUUGAGAACAACCCUUUGCAGUCUCCUCCGGCACAGAUUUGCACAAAGGGCAAAGUGCACAUAUUCAAGUAUCUGAGCAUACAAGCAUGUCAGAUUAAGACAGCUGACUCCCUUGAUCUCCACACGAUCGAGAGGCCACAUUUCCACCAGCACGUGGAAGAUAGCAAGAAGGAUUCUGAUUCGGGUGUCGGAAGUGAUAAUGGAGAUAAACGUUUAUCUGCCACAGAGCCUUCUGAUGAAGACGCUGUUAGCCUCAAUGUGCCGAUGUCGAACAUCAUGGAAGAAGAACAGAUCGUCAAGGAGGACUCCUGCCAUCGCCUUAGCCCAGUUAAAGGGGACUCUCAUCAGGAAUUUCAACCAGAGCCUUCCCUUUUGGGUGACAAUGACAACUCAGGAGAAGAAAGAGACCAAUUUACUGAUGGAACAGAUGUUCUCCGUUCAGAAUUUAUAACCUAUAUUAAGGAUAGGGCUGAGGACUGUGAAGAACUGUUACGGAUAGAAGAGGACACGCACUGGCAACCUGAGGGAAUAAUAAGUUCAUCCAAAGACCAGGACAUGGAUGUAGUGAUGAUUGAACAACUGAGAGAAGCAGUAGAUUUGCUGCAAGAUCCCAACAGAUUAAACACCGAUAUUACAGAGAGAAAUGUUGUGAACUUUUAUCCUGUGGAAUCAGCAGAAGCCUUAGACUUACAAGAUUCUGCACUAAAUGGUCAAAUACAGCUGGAGACCUCUCUGGUGUGUGAGGUGCAAAAUGAUCUCACAUCACAGAGCAAUGGGAGCGAGUAUUCUCCAAAUGAGAUGAGAGCGAAGUCGCCUGCAAUCUCUCCCACCACCAACAGCACAACUCCAUUUGGCCUCAAGCCUCGAUCAGUGUUUCUAAGACCUCAGAGAAAUUUGGAAUCUAUAGACCCACAGUUUACAAUUCGGAGGAAAAUGGAACAGAUGAGAGAGGAGAAGGAACUGGUGGAACAACUCCGUGAGAGCAUCGAGAUGAGACUCAAGGUCAGCCUGCACGAAGACCUGGGGGCGGCACUCAUGGACGGCGUGGUCCUCUGCCACCUGGUCAAUCACAUCCGCCCGCGAUCCGUUGCAAGCAUCCACGUCCCCUCACCAGCAGUUCCCAAACUUAGCAUGGCCAAAUGCAGAAGAAAUGUGGAAAACUUUUUGGAAGCAUGCCGAAAAUUAGGAGUACCAGAGGAAAAACUGUGUCUACCCCAUCACAUCCUUGAAGAGAAAGGCCUGGUCAAAGUGGGCAUUACCGUUCAAGCGUUACUAGAUGUAACGGUAACAAAGACUCUGUUCACAUGAAACCAGCUCCUCUCCUUGGGGUCGGUUCAGACUCUCCUCUCAUCCGAAGUCCUGGACCCUGCUCUCAGCACCUGCUCCUCCUGCCCUCCCGCUCACUGCCUGUCAGUUCCCUGGCUCUGGUUGCAUUGAAGGGAGGACAGAGGGAAGAUUGUCCACCUUCCAGAACUGACUUCCAUUGUUAAGAUAGGAAAGAUACUGACCUUAAAGCCAGUGAGGGAACUGCCAGUGAAGAGCUGAGCAGCACGUCAAUGCCUUUUACGACCUCCUUCAUCCCUUCCACGCUCAGCUACUGCCAUUACCAACACACCAAGCACAACCGUUUUGCAACAAGAUGCUUUUGUUUUAUUCAAACCAAACUUCUUGUGUAUUCAAUGCGGGGAGGGGGACACAAUCAGGUUUCUCACCACCAAAUUUUUUAAGACCUUUCUUGAGACCAUUGCCUUUUAAAAAACUAUUUUCGACAUACAAAAUAUUUAUAUAAAUAUUAUUUAUUAGUGAGUUGUUAUUCAUCCUUUGGAUGCAAAUUGUAAAUUAGGAAACUAUUUUAUUACUGCUUUUUUGUGGUUAAACACUUUAUUUUAAUAUUAUAAAUAUUGAAUUAUUUUCUAUCCUCUUUGGUGUGCAGUAGUUCUAGGUCUCAGUAAUAUGUAUUUUUGGGGUUUUGGACCCAGAAAAAAAAAAAAAAAAAAAAAAUUUAAGCCAAAAACAGGUGCUUCUGUGACGAGAACUGUUUUCUGGGGAGGCAUUAUUUACACUUUGGUUUAUGGAACAUGGUUUUAUUUAUAUUUCUGCAUUCCAUCCAGUUUCUUACAUUCCAGCAGCCCUGUUGUCCUCUCACAUAACAAACAGACUGAAAUCAAGAGAGUACCCCAAAGUUAUUUGUAAAUAGCUGUGAUGAAGAAAAAAAAAGGCAUAUUAAACUUGAAGA